Molecule: messenger RNA, 2540 nt
Organism: Cadophora gregata
Lineage: Eukaryota; Fungi; Ascomycota; Leotiomycetes; Helotiales; Ploettnerulaceae
Exons: 6
Coding region: 696-1700 (334 amino acids)
Molecular function (GO): oxidoreductase activity
Source: RefSeq, a predicted model, not a curated record
UAUGAUGCUUUAUUCAUUCUUGAACUUUCUGUUUACUGAACGUUUCUUGCAAUACUUCAAGAUGACAUAGAUCCGUUUGGAUUGUUGCCUUACUCUGUGAUACUCGUAUGCUUCGAAAUUCGAACUGGAAUUGAAGGAAUGCACAUGAAAAUUGAUCAAAUUGUCCUCUUGGUCUUGCUUUCUGAGAGCGGUCACCGUCCAUAAUAAAAGAUUGCGAAACCUGUCAGCUUGAUAGGAUCACUUGACACACAAUUCCAGGGUUGCAGAAUAAUCUAAAAUGUUGGAGGCAAGACUUUCAAACCACCAUGGAGCGAUUUACCCCGCACUUGCCCCGCAAACGAGAGAACAAGGUAUUUACAAUUUCAAUAGAGAAGAUUGUAUCUGACAUUUCGUAAUUCAGAAAUGAAAGAGUAAUAUUACCAAGGGGAGAAAGUAGGAUUGCUUCAUCUGUGCUGGCAAAUGAGCGGACAUAGCCGUCAAAGAGCAUCAUCCAGAAAUCUGACGGAGGAAUCGUUGUAUGUCGUGUACUGAGAGGUUCACUGGAUAACACUGUUUCCCUACCGUUUCUGAGGUCAUCAUGCGAGAUUGACAGGAGCCACGGUAUUUUCCCGGAUUACCUAAGUUUUGCUGCCCGCUUCGAACCAGGUGAAGCUUUUGUGGCCGAGCUCUUCAUUAACUGUUAGCAGCAACAUAUUAUGAGUCUGGCAACGAUGUCCAUCAAAGGAGAUGAAGAUGAUGAUACUUCCAUCCAUACGACUCUGUAUUUUCUUGCGAGGGACGAACUUUAUAAAACCGAGAAACCAUACAGUCUUCGAUAUCGUCCCGAUGGAGAUUUACCACAAUCAAAUAUAAGACGAGACAAGUUCAAAGUAACUAUAAAAGAUAUACGAAAGGGCGAGGCACCCCUAUUGGAGAAGAAGGGAUUUCAGGUCAUGCAUUUGCAUUCUGCCAUGCAAUAUGAGGAUUUUGCCGACGACGAAAUGAUCAGGGAUGUGUACCUGCCAGAGAUACAGACUGCUCUACUAAAAGAACUCGAUGGUAGACAUGUUCACGUAAUAGACUUUGCCGUUCGGAGAAGGCAUUCCCAGUUCCCAAUCUCGACUGGGACAGAGAUCGAAACGCUACAACCCGCGGCACUGGCACACGUUGACUUCACAGUGCGAGAAGGAGAGCGUCUCAUAGAAGUGAUGUAUGGAGAGCGUGCAGUUGAGUUACUGAGUGGUCAUUGGCAGAUCAUUAAUAUUUGGAGGCCUCUCCGAGGACCAUUGAAUGACUGGCCACUGGCAGUUUGUGACGCACAAUCUGUUGACUAUCGCAACGACAUCAUGGCUGGGGACCUCGUCUACGAGAAUUUCGCGACCGAGAACUUGCAAAUUAUGCAUAAUGUAGACCAGAAAUGGUUUUAUCUUCCAGAUCAAACGACAACUGAAGUCUUGAUAUUCAAGAGUGCAGACAGUGAUCAUUCAGAAGCGCCCGGUCAGUCCAAUAAUAUUUACCCUGGGUGGCCGAAGUUUCCUUUGAUGUACACAAUGCUGAUUGAGAAAGCUUCUCCUCAUGCUGCCUUUCAUAACCCGAAGGUGGCACCAGAAGAGCUGCCACGUGAAAGUAUCAACUGUAGAGCAUUUGUGUUCUACAUCGAUUUACCAGACUAUCCGCCAGUGGUCGAAGAUGUCUUUCAGAGUAUUCCCACACAAUCCUAACUUUCAUGACUCCUUCAGACUUUCCGCUUUGUUUUUGUGCAGUAGUCGGGACGCCAUUCCAGUCGUCGAUCCAUCGAGAAUGACCUCUUGUCCCUUCGAAAAUCCAUGACUAGUACCUUCACGGAGAGCCAUGUCUUUCUCGCUAUUCUCAGACUUCUUCGCGGAUUGUUUUGCGAGCCAUUGAGCCUUCCAAGGCUGAAUCUUUUCUGGCGCGCUUGGAGGGUCCAUCUUAGAAGUACAAAGAUGUGUCAGCAGAGUCCAAUCAUCGGGCUAUGGGCAUGUUAAAUUACAUCUGGAUUGGUUUCGGUCGUUUGGCCUGCAGAAUGUACGCUUUGUGAUCUGUACGGGAUUGGGGCCUCAAUUUGGUGGGCUGAGCCGCUGAAGGAUGGGAUUGAAGGAAUAAGGCUGCCUUGAAGCGUGAGAUUCUGAGAGUUUAGGCAAUAUCUCGCUGGAGGGUAAAACCCUUCCCAAGUGUGCACCCUUGGUUAUCGCGUUGUCCAGCUGAUCAGCAGGCAAAUAACGACUGGCGGCGAAGAAUGUUGUGGAUGUCGUACUGUUGGCUUCUGGCCGUUCACUCCUUUUAAAACUGGUACAUCCUUUGAUCGAGACACUACCCCGCUUCUUUAGAGCUUUUGACCGAGUACGAAUAGAAAUCCUUGCAGCUGCAUCUUCACAUGCAUUCUGACGAUUUUAAUCUGCCGGAGUAGACGAGAAAUUGACUAUCCAAAGAAUUCUCACGGAAUGUGGACCGAGCCAACAUUAUAUAAGAUGAAGACAAAAGCGGGCUCUCGAGAAUCAUACUCUACCUUCUAUUGGAUGUUUGGCUCGGCUCGCUUAAGC